AUGGAAACUUGUUGGUGGGUUCUGUGGUGGCGCCUCUUAGUUGUGCUGGCGGUGGCAGAUGUUGGUUUGGCCAUUGAUGAGUAUAGCAGAGCUGAUUUCCCAGAUGGGUUCAUAUUUGGAGCAGGAACAUCUGCUUAUCAGGUGGAAGGAGCAGCAAACCAGGAUGGGAGGAGCCCCAGCGUGUGGGACACUUUUGCUCAUGGUGGUUUUGCCGGCGGACCUACAGGUGACAUUGCAGUUGAUCAGUACCAUAAAUACAAGGAAGAUGUACAGCUAAUGGCUGAAAUGGGUUUGGAUGCAUACAGGUUCUCCAUCUCCUGGUCCAGGCUCAUUCCUGAUGGAAGAGGAGAUGUGAAUCCUAAAGGACUUGAAUACUACAACAACCUCAUCAAUGAGCUCAUUAGCCAUGGAAUCAAACCACUGGUUUCUUUGUACAACUUCGAUCACCCUCAGGUUCUUGAAGAUGAGUAUGGUGGAUGGGUUAGUCGAAAGAUGGUGGAAGAUUUCAGAGCUUAUGCAGAAGUGUGCUUCAAGGUGUUUGGGGACAGGGUUUCUCAUUGGACAACCGUAAAUGAACCGAACAUACUAGCACAUGGCAGCUACGAUCAAGGAAUAAGCCCACCGGGCCACUGCUCCCCUCCAUUUGGUGCUGCAGCAUGUGUUCAUGGCAAUUCCACUACAGAACCUUACCUGGUUCUCCACAAUAUCCUCCUGGCACACGCCUCGACUGUUGAGUUGUAUCGAAGAAACUAUCAGGGGAAGCAGCAUGGGCUGAUUGGGAUUACACUCUAUGCUUUUGGUUUUGCUCCGUACAGUAACCUGACAGAAGAUGUUGAGGCAACCCAGAGAGCCAAAGCAUUCUACUUGGGUUGGGCUGCAGAUCCUUUGGUGUAUGGAGACUACCCGGAGAUCAUGAAGAGGAAUGUUGGUUCCAGACUUCCAAGAUUCACGACCGAAGAAUCGGAGCUCGUGAAGGGAGCUUUCGACUUCCUUGGACUCAUACAUUACAUGCAGGUGAGUGUCAAAGACAACCUCAGCAGCCUCAGUUUGGAGCUCAGAGACUUCAAUGCUGAUAUAAUAGUAAGCAAUGAUGCACUGCUUGGAUUCGAUUUGAUUGUUCAGUUCCCUGUUAGACCUCGGGCUCUGCAGGAGAUCUUGGAGGAUUUUAAGCAGCUUUAUGGAAACCCACCGAUCUACGUACUUGAAAAUGGUCAAGUGAACGUUCGCAACACGAGCUUGAUCGACGUUACCAGGGUGGAGUAUCUGCAAGCCUACAUUGGUGCUGUACUAACAGCACUCAGGAACGGAUGUAACGUGAAAGGUUUCUCCGUAUGGUCACUGCUAGACGUGUUCGAGUUAUUGGGUGGUUUCCAGACAGGGUUCGGAUUGUAUUACGUGGAUUUGGACGACCCUGACUUGCCUCGAUACCCGAAGCUCUCUGCUCACUGGUACUCCCAUUUCCUGAAAGGCGGCAUCAUUGAUUCUUCUGCAAAUGUUGAGCUUGCCUCGAAUCUGAGCAGCGUCACAGAUCUUCGCAGUCAGCGUUCAUCUUACUAG
Molecule: messenger RNA, 1557 nt
Organism: Linum tenue
Lineage: Eukaryota; Viridiplantae; Streptophyta; Magnoliopsida; Malpighiales; Linaceae
Source: the annotation of a GenBank genome assembly